Coregonus clupeaformis (lake whitefish) is the source of this 2255-nucleotide messenger RNA. Its product is annotated as leucine-rich repeat and transmembrane domain-containing protein 2-like. Lineage: Eukaryota; Metazoa; Chordata; Actinopteri; Salmoniformes; Salmonidae. The transcript has 3 exons. The record is from RefSeq and is a predicted model, not a curated record. Gene Ontology annotation, molecular function: protein binding. The coding region runs from base 56 to 1303 and encodes 415 amino acids.
GAGGGCACCUACUGAGACAGCCCGAUGCCAGUGCCAGUCUAGGGUUGCAGCAGACAUGCAGCCCCUCGACCUGCCUAGGAGUACCCACCUGGAGAGCCUGGUCUAUGCAGCCCUGCCCUGUCUGCUACUAGCACUGCUGGGUCUGCUAGAGGCAGCUAGCAGUUGUCCCACUGUGUGCAUCUGCAACAGCAACGGCACAGACUGUACAGGCCUGGCUCUGCUCUCCCUAACCACCGUCCUGCCCCUGCUGCCCCAGGACACCCGCACCCUCCGCCUGCCCCACAACAACCUAUCCUCCCUGGGCGACGGGGACCUAGCCAACCUCAGCACUCUGGAGCUCCUGGACCUCUCCUAUAACCACCUCUCCAGCCUGCAACCAGGGUCUUUCUCUGGCCUCAGCGGCCUCCAGUGGCUCAACCUCUCUGGGAACUACCUGGGUGACCGCCCCCUACUUACCCCUACAGACCCCAGUAACCAGACAGAGGUUACCCAGUGUAACGGUAGUCGCUGGGGGUUGAGCCGAGAGCUGUUCCAGGGUCUGUGGAUAUUGAAAGGGCUGGACUUGUCCCUGAACGGCCUGGUAGUUUUGCCCAAGGGCCUGCUGGACGGGCUCCAGGGCCUGGCCUGGCUGUCUCUGACUGGGAACAAGCUGCGGAGCCUAGACAGAGCCACCUUCCAGCCCCUGGGCAGCCUGCUGAGCCUCCAACUGGCAGGCAACCCUUGGGAGUGUGACUGCAACCUGAGGGACUUCAAGCACUGGAUGGAGUGGCUGCUGUACAGACACGGGCGGGUGGAUGCUGUGAAAUGCAACCUACCCAAGGAGCUGAGGGGGCGGGACAUCCGCAGCAUCCCCAUAGAGAUGUUCAACUACUGCCUGCAGUUGGAGAACAAGGACAGGGUCCCUGGCUACGACGGGCCCCGAGGUGGGAGCCCACCCUGCGUCGGUCGGAUCAACGUGCCCAUGAACGGGCCCCAGGCCAACCAAGAGGACUGCGUGCGCCAGCGCUACCGGCCCAUGAGCGUGCGCAGGGCCUGGGGCACUCAGAUGGUGGCGGCGUGUGUGUGUGGCGUGGUGUGUGUGAUGAUGGUGGUGGCGGCCACCUACGGCUGUAUCUAUGCCUCUCUCAUGGCCAAGUACCAGAGGGAGCUGAAGAACAGGUGGCAGCCGCUGAUGGCCGGCGAGGGAGGGGGGGAUACAGACGUGGAGGACGGAGCCUUUCCUUCCUCCCCAACAUCGCCAGGUGAGCCAGAACCAAAGGAGUCCAGUCCCAUAGUCCACGCAUACAGAAUUACAGGCUUUUGACCUUUGUUUCUCUGACUGGCUGAAAUUCCUGUUGGAAGGAUUCAGGGGGGCUGUAUACCCUAACUGCAUAUCUUACUACUCAGUGCUUCACGGCAUUCAAGAGGAGGGAAUGUAUGGAGCUGAGAAAGCAUAUCUCCGCUGCACUUUGCUGGUGUUGGAGGCAUACCGACAUGAUCGUACAGAUGAUCGUAGAGAGGAAAAUGGAAAACUGGAACGCUGCAUUGCUUCAAGACGUGUAAAUGCUCUGUGAUUUGUUCUUUAGUCAGCUCUCCAACUGUGUGGUGGAGGUUCUGGCACUUCUGCACCUUGGUUCAAAGACUUUCCUAGAAAUUGUCUUUGAAAUCCAUUAUAUUGUACGCCUAUUCCUUGAUCCGACCUUUGUCAAAGUUCUUUGUGUUUUAAGCAAACAAUACCAAUAGAUCAUAGAUCAAGUCAACAUUGAAUAUCCCUGUCUAAUGUAAUGUAACUGCUCCUAAUGUUUUGCUAUAAAAGUCCAGGUUAACAAUCCAAGUAGUGGUUGUCGCUCAAAUAGUUAUAGUAGACAUGAAUGUACAAGAAUAUAAUAGACAUGAAUGUUCUGUGUAAUCAGUGUUAGACAGAUGCAGUCUUGUGUAUUAGACCUGUGCUCAUGUGCAGUGGCUCAAUCCUCUCUCUACUAAAUUAAUAUUCCAAUUCAUAUCAAUGUUCAUAUCUGUGCAGAGUAAGCCUGCUUUUAAUGCUCCAAAGCCAUACAACACAACAGCACACUACUGACCUCUAGAGGAUAUUAUGAUAACAGCAGCUAAAGAGAGUCAGUACCAUGGCUAGCAGCCAUAUUCAUUACGAACUGAAUCUAGUUGGCAACUAUUUCCAUUUAACCAUUUUGAACUGUCAAAGAGAUCAGCACUGACCUAAAAAUAGGUACAUAUAUCAGUAUCUCAUUAGUCCUUUAACAGUUAUUUCUGUCUCUAUG